CCAACCGCCCUCGGGUCACCCCUGCGCGGACACCUCCUGGGAGCCCUUCUAGCGCGUCGUCUCUGUCUCCCGGAGUACUUCCUGGCGAGUCACUCUAGGCGAUUACCUCAGUUCUCUCCAGGUGCCUCAGUUUCCAGAGUCCCACUGGCUGCCUUUGCUCUCCUGUUGCGUCCAUUGCAAUGUGAAGAGUGCCAGGUUUCCAGCUAGGCCCAGGGUGUGAGAAAGUUUCUUUGUGAAGACAUGGCCUCCAGCACUGGAAAUGAAGAGAGUGUCAAUCCUGUGCUCAGAAUAAGUCAGCUUGAUGCUCUUGAACUAAACAAAGCUCUGGAACAACUAGUGUGGUCCCAGUUCACCAGCUGUUUUCAUGGAUUUAAACCAGGGGUGUUGGCUCAUGUUGAACCAGAAGUAAAAGCAUUUUUAUGGCUUAUAUUAUGGAGAUUCACAAUCUAUUCCAAGAAUGCAACUGUGGGACAGGCUAUUCUGAAUAUUCAGUACAAGAAUGACUUAUCACAAACAGAGAAAUACCAGCCUCUGAGAAAACACCAGAAGUUAUGGUAUCUUAUUUUUACUGUUGGUGGAAGAUGGUUGGAAGAAAGAUGUUAUGAUUUAUUUAGCAAUCGUCAACUGCAAUCUUUCUGCAAAAUUAAGCGUUAUAUUACCUUUGCAGCUGGACUUCUUAAACUUUGUGGACUUCUAAAUUUUCUGAUUUUUCUUCAGAAAGGAACAUAUGCAACGCUUACAGAACGCAUUCUUGGAAUUAGGUCUGUUUUUUGCACACCACAAGGUGUUCGUCAGGUAGGAUUUGAAUACAUGAACAGGGAGCUCUUAUGGCAUGGCUUUGCUGAGUUUCUGAUCUAUCUGCUACCACUUAUUAAUGUACAGAAACUAAAAACUAAAAUUUCUUCUUGGUGUUUGCCUAUCACAGAUCUUUCCAAUAGUGAAAACACCUUAGCAGCUCACUGCAAGGAAUGUUCACUAUGUGGGGAAUGGCCUACAAUGCCUCAUACCAUAGGCUGUUCCCAUGUUUUUUGUUACUACUGUAUUAAAAGUAACUAUUUAUUUGAUAUAUAUUUUACUUGUCCUAAAUGUGGCUCAGAGGUACACAGUCUUCAGCCACUGAAAUAUAAAAUCGAAAUGACAGAAUUGCAUGCCUGAUAUGGGGUUGAUCUGUGAAAUGUCUGUGAAAUAUUAUGUUGCAGACAUUAAUAGGAAAAUUCAGAAAUUAUUGUAAACAGCUUAAAAUGAUUUUGGAGACUCUGUAAUGUGUUCUGACGUAUGUCUUUACUAGUCUUAGUUUUUUACUGAGUAACAGUGCCAACUUGCCUCUCAGAAGGAAAGAAAGGAAAGGAGUUCACCAGCUCUUCUGCUCUGUCAGACUACUUUAUCCCAGUUUGGUAGCCCUGUGUUGUCAAGUCAUCCCUUAGAUCUCAAAUCUGUCAGCCUGCCACUUACUAACUGCAUGCUAUAUGCUUUCCUUAGAGGUGGAGUAGGUGCCCAGUACACUUUUACCCACUUUGUGGAUUUUCUCAGGUCUGUUGUAAAAGCUUCUACCAUUACCAACUUAGCUAGUAGAUGGAUUUAGUGGGAAAGUUGUUCUUGUCAUGCCUAAAGAAUAAUUUGAAAUUUGGAUUCCCAGUGUGGUGUUCCACUGCAAAAAAAGGAAAGAUGUAAGAUCAAUUGACAUCAGGAGUUUAGUAGUAGUUUUCAUCCUCCAUAGCAGGACAUACUUUUCCUACCUCAGAAUUGCCCUCUUACCAAUAGACUAAAAGCUUAAAGUUAUCCGUCUGGUAGACAGAUAGCUACUCCAUAGAUAACAUGGGCCUAUGGGAGAUAUAACCACUUCCUGUGCAAAUACAGUGCACUUUCUAAACCUUCAUGAGAUGACAGAACUGAUUUUCGUGCUCGACGUUUGUGAUCUUCAGUGAUGUAUGUAUGACCACCUCCCACUACUUCCCUAUAAAGUUGUGGGAUGCAGGCCGUCACCAUUGGGAUGUGGCAACUGCCAAAGGUAACUUGCAUUCUUCUGAGUCAGAGACACUGGACAAACUGUUUACUCACAAGAUGCUGUCUUUGGGACUUGCCGCUCUUCUUCGUUUGAUAUGGUCAAACUCGCUAAUAGCUUACUACUACACAGAAAAAAGAUCAAUCACAGCUAUGUACAUAUAGAGAUACUAAACAAAUAGUUAACUAUUUUUAACUAUUACUAUUUGCUUUCUCUGGCUUUGCAAUGUUUUAACACUGACCUGGUUUUAUAAGAUACUAUUUUUUUUUCAAAAUUGCAGUCUUUUUUUAACAGAAAGUGUUACUCAGAAGUCUCAUUAACACAAAAAUACAUUGCAUCCUCUUUUGGCUCUCAAAUCAAAUUUUCAAAAACUUACAUGGUUAACUUGAGUAAAUUACUUUAUGAUGGCUCUGUUCUUGAUUGGCUAUCAUCAAUAGUCAGUCCCAAAAAUAGUGUGGUAACUGAUCUAAUAUCUUUGAUCUACUUUUAUGAAAUGCUUUAUUACAUUCUUCGGUGUCUUGAUUAAAACAACCCACCAGCCUAUUUGUUUGAACAUCUUAAAUUCUAGGUUUUGAUCUUUAGAGUGACACAUGCUUUCAUCUGAUGCAAUUAAAUAUAGUUAGUGGGUUCAUAAGUAUCUUUGGGCAGCCCAAAACUUCAUUAAUUCUGCUACUGUGAGUCAACAAGAGACUUCAGGGCGACUGCUUCCAGAUACUGUGCUGCAAUAUAUUAUUUCCCAUCAAAUGUGUGUGUCAGCAGCCUGCCAAAUUUCUGUUAUUCACAGUUGCCGUUUGAACCAGCACCUGUCUUUAUUAGAAGUAUCGAAAUUGGCAAGUCUGUUAGAGAAUGUCCAGAAGUUGCUGGUCCUGAAGUGAUUCUGUAUGAAUUGUUCCUCCACAUCACUUAACACAUUUCUUUGGGAAAAGCUAUUAAUAGAUUGUUGGCAUUUCUGCUAUCUCUCUGUUUACCCAUCCUUUUUUAUUAAGAUUUCUACAGAAUCCCAAAUUCAGCAUUCAUAGUUUAUCAUCAUAGCAGCCUUUUAUUUCAGCUACCAGGAGAAUAUGCUUCUGAACAGUCAUGUGCAUCACUGGGAAGGAAAAAUGAUUAGAAUUUAAAGGACCAGAACUCUUAUUCGGUCUUGGAUAGGAGUUACAGCCCUGUAUUAACGGUUUUGUUUGUGCUCUGUUGUGCGUCCUUCUGUACUACAUGAAUGUUUUCAUUGUAUCAGAAAUCAAAAAAAUGAAGCCAUUAAUUGAAACAGAUUAUUUAUAUUAAUAAAAUAUUAAAAAACUUUA
This is a messenger RNA of Cuculus canorus (common cuckoo), 3297 nucleotides long. It is a transcript of the gene PEX2, whose product is annotated as peroxisomal biogenesis factor 2. The transcript is spliced from 3 exons. Gene Ontology annotation, biological process: protein import into peroxisome matrix. Bases 241 to 1155 code for a protein of 304 amino acids. Gene Ontology annotation, molecular function: zinc ion binding. NCBI's taxonomy places the organism in Eukaryota, Metazoa, Chordata, Aves, Cuculiformes, Cuculidae. The record is from RefSeq and is a predicted model, not a curated record. Gene Ontology annotation, cellular component: peroxisomal membrane.